Molecule: messenger RNA, 2472 nt
Organism: Oreochromis niloticus (Nile tilapia)
Lineage: Eukaryota; Metazoa; Chordata; Actinopteri; Cichliformes; Cichlidae
Product: zinc finger BED domain-containing protein 4-like
Exons: 5
Coding region: 889-1632 (247 amino acids)
Source: RefSeq, a predicted model, not a curated record
UGGGUACUGGUGUCCGGUGCCAUUGUGGAACGGGUUCUGACAUAAACGGUAGUAACCAGACCGAAAAGCAGCGCACAAUUCGGUGCUUCAUUUCGGUGCUUUUUUUCCCUGAGAAAUCUAGCCAAUCACUUCCUUUCCAAGGAUAGUAGGCGGGCCCAGGUACGUAUGGGGUUUUUUUUAGAGCAGAGCUAAAAUGGCGAAGGUGAAGCGCUCGAGAGUGUGGCUGUACUUCACAGCAAAAGAUAUAAACUCAGCAGCCUGCAACAAAUGCUUAAAGGUAAUAAUGUGCAAAGGAGGUAACACCUCAAAUCUAAUGAAACACCUGGCGUCGCAUGGCGGUUUUUUUUAAAAGCCGAGAAAUGCACCGCAUUUGAUAACUUGCAGCAAGACAUCACACCGAGCACAUCUACUGCGGGUGUGGUGCCUGUUCUCGGAGUUAGCAACAUCCAAGAACCCGAAGAGGAGAGUCCGGCCCCUAGCCCUGCCAGUGUAGCAGAAAUGAUAACUGAUGAUGAUGAUGGCAGCAGCAGCCGUUCUUCUCUGGAUACUCCCUUCACCCUGGCCAAAAAGGCUAAAAUGACCAAAGAAAAAGUGGACGAAAUUCAUAGGGCAGUGACAAAAUUUAUAGUCAAAGAUCUCCUUCCAUUUUCAACGGUGGAGUCACCAUCAUUCAGGGAGAUGUCCACUGCCCUUAAUCCAAGGUAUCAGCCCCCAUCGAGGGAUGAUCUAUCCAACACACUUGUACCUGCUUGAUAUUGCGUGGAGAAAAGCAACCUCAUCCAGAAUUUGGCACAGGUUAACAAGGUCGCUAUCACCUGUGAUGGAUGGACCAGUAUUGCUCAGGACCAUUUCCUCACAGUGACUGUUCACUACAUCUACAAAGGCAAAAUGAAGCAGAAUGUGCUUAGCACUGAAGCAGUUUAUGAGUCACAAACAGGUCCAGUUGUGGCUAAAGAAAUAUCAAGUCUUGUGGAGCAAUUUCACUUGGGAGGGAAAAUAAUUGCUGCCACUGUAGACAAUGCCUGCAACAUGGAUGUUGCUUUGAAAAAAUUGGACUUUUUAAAAGUGGGAUGCUUUGCUCAUACCCUCAACCUGGCCGCACAAAAGGUGUAUGACAUUCCUGCAGUUUCCAGCUGGUGUGCCAAAAUCCAUUCAGUUGUGGUGUGGCUCAAACGUUCAUCCUUGAGCAAAACUGUGCUCAGAGAAAAGCAGCGAAUCCUGAAUUUGCCAGAGCAUAAUGUAAUUCUUGACGUUAAGACGCGCUGGAAUUCUCUCUUCCUAAUGGUGGAGAGAUUUAUGGAGCAGUUUGAUGCAAUCCAGGCAGCUGCUCUGGAUCUACGGCUGAGGAAGCCUAUGGAGAAGGACAAGCUAGAAAGGUUCACGCACACCGAUUUAAUGAAGGCAGAGGAGUUUAUUAAGUGCAUGCAAGUCCUGUACACGUCAACCAUGUGUGUGUCAAGUGACAAGUCACCCACAUGCAGCCAAAUCAUCCCCAUCCUGGCCAAGCUGGAAGCACAUUUCAGACGAUGUGAUGAAGACAGUGUUUUCACCUCUUCAAUAAAAGGGAAAGUCUGGGGUAGUCUGUGUAACCCAGGUCAUUUUUUGAGUAUGGGAUUUCUGAUUAUUUGGUAGUCACUGAACGCACCACUGUGCCGUGCGCAUAGCCACUCCCUAGUCUAGCCACAGAGUUUUUCCUUCCGUUCGUCCGAUGAGGCGCAUGCUGCUCUCGUGCCCUCUGCGAGCUGGAAAUUCGGGCUGGUUUGUUUGCCUUUUGAUACCCUGGAUCCUACUGGAUGAACUGCCUUGUGGAAGUCCUCAUCUGAUGACUCAGCUGAAUCGUCCUGGCCGGUAGAUGGUCGUUGCUGCGGGUGGAUGCUUCUGCUUGCUGGAUACUAUUAUUGGACACUACGCCGUUCCAACAGAGCGGUAGGAAUAAUUCAAAGGGCCCCAACAGCGCACUUUACUUUUCCCUGAGCUCAGGUGAUUUUCUUUUGGCCAAAGGACCUUAAAGGAUACAUAUUUGCAUUUAUUUUUAUUUUUUGGGGGGGACGCCGAGUGGAAGGACACUAAAAAAAAGAUUAUUAUUUAAAAUUGUGUUUAAUAAAUGUGUUUAUGUCAAGUGAGUGUGGUGUCCAUUGUGUGCUGGAAGCCUUACGGUGUGUUCACACCGAACGCGAUAGGCGCGAGCGAAAACGCCCCAAACGCCCCUAAUUUGACGCGUGCACAUUCGCACCUCGAACGCGUGUCCAAGAAAAAUCCAUCGCGCGUCAAAGCGUGAACCGGAAAUGUGGGAGGGAUGUGGGAGGAAGUUGUGCCAGACAGUACCUUUGCUAGACGGCAGCUGUCUAGCUAGCGUUUCUAUUUACUGUGGAGAGCAGAGCAGCAGCGUUAAGGACGUCCUCGCCGUACCUGGGUCCAUCAAGUCCUCCAGACGGGUGAGCAGUUUGGUGAGUUUCACCACUUGCUCCAGGA